UAUUUUCUAGAAAAUCAAAAUGAGAGUAUUAAUUGUCUUCGCUGCAGCUCUUUUGGCAGUCAGUGCUCUUCCAGCCCACGAAGAUUGGACUUUGUUCAAGGCCAAACAUGGAAAAUCCUACGGAAGUCUCGAUGAAGAAAAACUCCGUUUCCAAAUUUUCCAAGACAAUGUACAAAAAAUCAAUUCACACAACGCCCUUUAUGAAGCCGGACUUGAAACUUACACCAUGGCAGUCAACAAAUUCGCCGAUUUAACACCCAAAGAAUUCGGAGCUAUGUUCAGACACCAAAACGGCCCAAGUACCUCGAAGCACUUGGCUCGUCAUGUUCAAAACCAAAACCUCACUACUCCAGAAUAUAUCGACUGGAGGCAGAAGAACGUCGUUUUGGAAGUCAAGGACCAAGGAAAAUGCAAAGCCGGCUGGGCUUUCAGUGCUACUGGUGCCUUAGAAGCACAAAACGCUAUCAAAACCGGCAAAUUAUUGUCUCUUAGUGAACAACAGUUGAUUGACUGUGACACAAAUUCAAUCGACAAAGGUUGCAUAGAUGGUGAUAUGACGUCCGCUUUUGAUUACAUCAUCAAAAACGGUAUUAACAGCGAGCAUGAUUACCCAUUCGAAGGUAUAAACAACACAUGUAGAUCCAUGUCUCGUACUGAGUUAAGUGUUAAGGAAGCCCGAAGUCUGCUCGAACAAACCGAAGCUGCCCUUAGAGAGGCUGUUGGUACAAUUGGACCAAUCUGUGCAGCCAUAUACCAUGAACCUAUCCAAUUUUACCAAACUGGUAUCUUCGAAAGUUCUAGCUGUUCCAACGAUUUGGCUUUAUUGAACCAUGGUGUCCUGGUUGUAGGAUAUGGAAUGGACAACGACCAGAACUACUGGAUCAUCAAGAACUCAUGGGGCGCUGAUUGGGGUGACAGAGGUUAUAUCAGAUUAGCCAGAGACGCUAACAACCAAUGUGGUAUCGCCUACGACACUGUCUACCCAGUCUUAAAUUAAGUUUAUCCAUUUUGUAAACCAUAUCUUUUGAUAAAUAGAUAAUUUAAUGUUAGUAAAUUCGACACUUGUUUACUUUCUAUUAAAGCCUUCAAAUUGCCGGAAUAUUGAAAAAAUGAUGUU
Psylliodes chrysocephalus is the source of this 1117-nucleotide messenger RNA. The record is from the annotation of a GenBank genome assembly. Lineage: Eukaryota; Metazoa; Arthropoda; Insecta; Coleoptera; Chrysomelidae.